AAAGUAAGCAUUCAUAUGUCCCGUAUUAAAAGUACUUUGAACUCUGUUUCAAAGGCUGUUUUUGAUAAUCAAAAUGAAAUGAUUUCAUGGUUAGCUCAAUUUAAGCCAAGCUCUCAAAUAUUAAGAAAAGUAUCAGAUGGUGGCUGUUUAAAACAGAAAACUUUUAAACAAGCCAUCAAAUCUCUGAAAAAAUAUAGUGAUAAAUCAGUAGAAAAGAGUCCUGUUGCAGAAGAGAAAAGUCACGUUGCAGCUACAGAAGAUAUAGGAAAACAAAGCCUUUUUCGUUACACAACUAGUAUAACCACAAAAUUUGGAGAGUCAUUCUACUUUUUAUCAAAUCAUAUUAAUUCAUACUUCAAACAUGAGGAAAAAAUGAUUCCAAAAAAGGAAAAUAAACAUUUUCAGGAUAAAUCAGAACUUGAAGGUGAAAAGACUCAAGAAAAGAAUUCCCUUUCUCCAGAUCCUGGCAUGCUGACUGAUAAACCAGGCUCUGAAUCUUCCAUAGAUUCUAUGGACAAGCCUGCAAGUCCAAGUGGAAUGCCUGAGGUUCUUCCAGUUUCUACUAAACAGAGUAUUGCUAACUUUCUCUCUCGACCCACUGAAGCUGUACAAGCUUUGGUAGGUGGUUAUAUUGGUGGACUUGACCCCAAAUUAAAGUAUGACUCAAAGAGUCAGCCAGAAGAACAGGAAGAUCCUACUAAAACUGAGCAAGUUAUCAGCAAAGACAAAACUCCUGAGGAGAAAAAGCGCUUGUCUCUUCAGCAAGAAAAGAUUAUUGCAAGAGUGAGUAUUGAUAACAGAACCUGGGCGUUGGUUCAGGAAUUAAGAAGAACUGCUGACCCAAAGCUCUGCAUUACUAGGGUUGAAGAACUAACUUUUCAUAUUCUAGAAUUUCCAGAAGGAAAAGGAGUGGCUGUGAGGGAAAAAAUUAUUCCAUAUUUAUUACGACUUAGACAAAUUAAGGAUGAAACUCUUCAGGCUGCAGUAAGAGAAAUUUUGGCCUUAAUUGGCUAUGUGGAUCCUGUGAAAGGGAGGGGUAUCCAAAUUCUCACAAUUGAUGGUGGAGGAACGAGGGGUGUGGUUGCUCUUCAGACACUGAGGAAAUUAGUUGAACUUACACAGAAGCCAGUUCAUCAGUUCUUUGACUAUAUUUGUGGAGUAAGCACAGGAGCCAUAUUAGCUUUCAUGUUGGGAUUGUUCCACAUGCCCUUGGAUGAAUGUGAAGAACUUUAUCGAAAAUUAAGAUUCGAUGUAUUUUCACAAAAUGUCAUUGUUGGGACAGUCAAAAUGAGUUGGAGCCAUGCAUUUUACGACAGUCAAUCAUGGGAAAAGAUUCUUAAGGAUAGAAUGGGUUCUGCACUAAUGAUUGAAACAGCAAGAAACCCUACAUGUCCUAAGGUAGCUGCUUUAAGUACCAUAGUUAACAGAGGGAUAACGCCAAAAGCCUUUGUGUUCAGAAACUAUGGUCAUUUUCCUGGAAUCAACUCUUAUUUGGGAGGCUGUCAAUAUAAAAUGUGGCAGGCCAUUCGAGCCUCAUCAGCUGCUCCAGGCUACUUUGCAGAAUACACAUUGGGAAAUGAUCUUCAUCAAGAUGGAGGUUUACUUCUGAAUAACCCUUCAGCAUUAGGAAUGCAUGAGUGUAAAUGUCUUUGGUCGGAUGUCCCACUGGAGUGCAUAGUAUCCCUGGGCACUGGACGUUACGAGAGUGAUGUGAGAAAUACUACGAUGUACACAAGCCUGAAAACCAAACUUUCUAAUGUUAUCAACAGUGCUACAGACACAGAAGAAGUCCAUAUAAUGCUUGAUGGCCUAUUACCUCCUGACACCUAUUUUAGAUUCAACCCUGUCAUGUGUGAAAACUUACCUCUUGAUGAAAGUCGAAAUAAAAAACUGGAUCAGCUGCAGUUGGAAGGGAUGAAGUAUAUAGAAAGAAAUGAACAAAAAAUGAAAAAAGUUGCAAAAAUAUUAAGUCAAGAAAAAACAACUCAGCAGAAAAUUAAUGAUUGGAUAAAGUUAAAAACUGACAUGUAUGAAGGUCUUCCAUUCUUUUCAAAAUUGUGAUGAGCACAUGCAUAUGUUCUCAGAAAGAAGGCCUGUUCAGAAGAUCCACUGAAUUCAGUAAGGAAUUGUGGGUUUCAACACCAGUUAACUUUGAAAUACUUAUGAAUUCUGGGGAAUCCUGAAAACAACAGUGCUUUGAGGAGUUUGCAUAGUACAGAAAUAUGCUUGGUUACAGAAUUCACAUGGGAAUUAGGUUUUUUAAGAUGUUAACAGUUAACUAAGCUUUAGGAAUUUUAUUACUGUGCUAUUUAGUUUUAGUAGAUGUUGAUAUUAAAUUGUUCGAUGUUUGAAAAUUUAUUAAUAUACGUGCCAAACAAGAAACUAAGAAUAUCAUAUUAUACUUUGUACUUUUGCUUUCAGUCAUCAUAAUCAUGUUGAAUUCAUGU
This is a messenger RNA of Sciurus carolinensis (gray squirrel), 2447 nucleotides long. Its product is annotated as calcium-independent phospholipase A2-gamma-like. Gene Ontology annotation, cellular component: membrane. Lineage: Eukaryota; Metazoa; Chordata; Mammalia; Rodentia; Sciuridae. Gene Ontology annotation, biological process: arachidonate metabolic process. The record is from RefSeq and is a predicted model, not a curated record.